CAGUUAACUUAAAGCAGAAAGUAUAGGUACAGUUUAUCCUAGACUGAUGUAAACAAAUGAAUUUGAAUAAAAUCAUCAUAAAAUUAUUUAGGCCCAAUAUUGAAUCUGAGUAGCCGAUCGAAAAACGCUUCAACUAUCAUUGACGCGGAUAAAUUGUUAAAUCCUCAAAAGCAACUUGGAAUAGAUCUACCGUACGAUUGUAUCGGCGGGCAACGCGUGCGCAUCCUGCGUGGGAGGAGGGAUAGGGGACCGCUCAGUCGAGUGUGAUGCCGCGUCUCCCGCGCAGCGCAGAACGAACUGCGAUCGCGGCCAAGCCACAGCGCAUCGUGUGCCCGAAUCUUAUUAGCAUAUAUUAUCAAAAACAACGACUGUGAGUGUGUGAGUGAUAAACCAGUGUUAAUGGAUUUAACACAGAAGUUUAAUACAAAUUGUGGCCACAAAUCAUUGAACAGUGACACUGGUGAAAGUGAGCUUUCUAAACGACCAUAAUUAUUCCGUACUGAGAUGUGGUCCUUCAUGAAUACUUAGACAGCAUACAUGAGUAGGAAGGAGGUAAUGCUAGGAGAUAUACCCAAGUUGUGUUUGCUGGUAGCUACACUGGCACUUGGGUCUGUGGCGGGGAGCGGCGCCUGCGAGCGCGGGCUGAGCUGGUGGGACCGGCAGCGCGGCACCUGUGUGCCUUGCACCCGAUGCGACCCCGCCAAGAGACUAGUCGUCAGAUACCCCUGCGAAAUCCACAGGGACACUAUCUGCCAGUCGUUGUACGAGGCCCAAAUCUCUCCUUUCAAUACACCGAAACAGGUGCUUAAAAAAAACAAUGAAAUCAGUGAACUGCUAUCCAGUGAUGACGAGUACGAAUAUGUGGACUACGAUAGUGAAGUGACGUCUAGAAACGAUGUGUCGUGGGACCUGCAGACGACCAGCCUCAGCGUGGCCGCGAGUGGCUGUAUCGUGUUCUUCGUCGUGGUGCUGGUGAUGUCGCUGUACCAUGCCAGGCAGUGGAGGGUCAUCAAGCGAGCGCUUAAGUCAGAUGUACAAGAUUUGACGGCGAAAUUAAAAUUAAUGGAAGCUGGAGGCGAAACGACAGCAGAGCCGGUCGUGGCAGCUGACCACCACAUCUACUGCAACAUUCACAACUUAGGCAAGGAGGCGUUACUUGGUCCGAAUUCAACUAAAAAAGGAUUGGGCAAUGUGUACACACAGGAGAAGCACAACUCUUAGAACCACCGAAAUAGUUCAUCAACAAGUCAACAGUACAAAUAAUUCUUAAUAAUUCUAAAUGACCUCGCACUUCAAGAUUUUUAAAGAUUAAGGAAAAUUUAUUUUCUUAAGAUAAAAUAUACGAAUUCAAAGAUA
Molecule: messenger RNA, 1356 nt
Organism: Helicoverpa zea (corn earworm)
Lineage: Eukaryota; Metazoa; Arthropoda; Insecta; Lepidoptera; Noctuidae
Gene: wgn
Product: tumor necrosis factor receptor superfamily member wengen
Exons: 4
Coding region: 538-1221 (227 amino acids)
Molecular function (GO): protein binding
Source: RefSeq, a predicted model, not a curated record